Molecule: messenger RNA, 3595 nt
Organism: Oncorhynchus gorbuscha (pink salmon)
Lineage: Eukaryota; Metazoa; Chordata; Actinopteri; Salmoniformes; Salmonidae
Product: transcriptional regulator QRICH1-like
Exons: 12
Coding region: 389-2944 (851 amino acids)
Source: RefSeq, a predicted model, not a curated record
UCUCGGGGGCACGCGAUGCUCGUUCCCGUAAAUAUGAAAUGUGUCGUUACCUAGCCUUUGCAAGUGGAGAAUUUGCGGUGUAGCCAAAUGAGCGUCGCGACCUACUCGCGCUGUCUGAUGCGGCGGUUGAGUGUCACAGAAGUCCGGGGAUUCACGUUGUUCCAUAGGGCCUACUUCCAUAAUUCUCUCUGCAUUGAUGAAAUACUUUCCUCUGAAUAGUUAGACAAAUAUUAUCGCCAAACGCUCAGAAUUCUGCUGGAGAAACUGUGAGCGAAACAAAUUUGUGUGGAUUACCCCCAUAUUGUUCUCAUCGAAAGCAGGUUGUCUUGAACGCAUCGUAUGUCCCCUCCUUCCUCAGAAGGUGCCGUGGAGGGCAUAGUGACUUGUCAUGAACGAGCCCGUAGAGAGCGGUGUAGUCUCGUUUGACGAGUACGUGCGCCAGAAGGCCCGCAGUGUGCCCCAGCACCGUAUGAAGGAGUUCCUGGAGUCUCUGGCCAACAAGGGCCCCGAGGCACUGCAGGAGUUCAGCCAGCAGGACGGUGACACCACCACCAUGGUGUACCAGCAGGGGGGCAACUGUGUCUACACAGACAGCACUGAGGUGGCUGGCUCGCUGCUGGAGCUGGCCUGUCCGGUGCAGGUGAACUCUGCACAGAUCUCACCCCAGAUGGCUGUUGGUGUGCACCAGGGGUCUGAGCAGCAGAUACAAGUACAGGUGCAGAUCCAGGGACAGCAGGGUCAGACGGUGGACCUCCAGGGCAUCCCCACAGCAGCACAGCUGGUCCAGCAAGGAGAGCUCACAGAGGAGCAGCACCAGCAGAUCCAGGCCCAGUUGGUGGCAGCAGUGUCAGGAGGUCAACAGAUUAGACUACAAAGCGGUCAACAAAUCCAGCAUAUUCAACUACAAGGGGGUCAGCAAAUUCAGCUCCAAGGAGGACAACACAUCCAGCUUCAAGGGGACUUACAGGGUGGCCAACAGAUCCAACUUCAAGGGGGUCAGCAGAUCCAACUUCAAGGGGGUCAGCAGAUCCAACUUCAAGGGGGUCAGCAGAUCCAACUUCAAGGGGGUCAGCAGAUCCAACUUCAAGGGGGUCAGCAGAUCCAACUUCAAGGGGGUCAGCAGAUCCAACUUCAAGGGGGUCAGCAGAUCCAACUUCAAGGGGGUCAGCAGAUCCAACUUCAAGGGGGUCAACACAUCCAACUUCAAGGGGGUCAACAAAUCCAGCUACAAGGCGGGCAACAAAUCCAGCACAUUCAGCUACCAGGUGGUCAACAUAUUCAACUACAGGGUGGGCAGCAGAUCCAGUUCCAGACAGUAGAGGCCAUGUCUCCUCAGCAACAGCAGGGCUCUCCCCGGGAGGCAGAGAGGAGGGCGGGUACCAGCGUCCUCCAACCUGCCAAGAAGCGCAAGGUGGACGUCCCCAUCCAGGUGUCGUACUCCCUCCCUCAGGGCCAGCAGGGCCAGCAGGUGGUCCUGGCCCUCCCCCAGGGGCAGGGGCAGCAACAGCAGUUCCUGUCCCUCCGGCCCGACCUGCUUACUGUGGACAGCACCCACCUGUACAGCACCACAGGUACCAUCACAGGCCCUGCCGGGGAGACCUGGACCAUCCCUGUGUAUUCCGGGGGGCAGCAGGGGGGCGUGCAUCACAUCGCCAUCCCCCAGGAGGCUUACAACACAAUGCAGGUGUCCUCUGGUCACCACGAUAACAAGGACAAUAGGGUGGCCCACUCCUCGUCGUCGGGGACUGGGUCCGUCCAGUCGGGCACCACGGUGUCAGUCUCCGAGACGACGACAAACGACGAAGUGGUGCAGACGCUUUUCCCGGCGCAGUUCAUGAACGGGAACAUCCACGGCCCUGUGGUGGUGCAGACGGUGGGAGGGGCUUACAACACCACGCAGCAGCUCCACAUCUGGGACCCCCAGCAGCAGCAGGAACACCAAGAGCAACAGCUCCACCUACAGGGUCAUGUGGAGUCAGAGUCACAGGUGGAGGCCCCCCAGGAGCUGCUGCUGCCUGUCUCCCUGAAGCCUGAGGAGGGCAUGGACGUGUGGCGCCUCUGGGUCCAGCGCAAGAACACAGAGCUGGACAAGGACGAGCAGAACAAGCUGGCGCCCAUCGGACGUCGUCAGGCACUGCGCUUCCAGGAGGACCUGGUGUCGAGUGCGGUGGCUGAGCUCAACGUGGCUCUGGCCCUUAUGACCCAAGAGGCCCGGGGGUUGGAAGGAGAACAGUUUGAGCCUGAUGCCCUCUACUACAUCUUCCUGUGUAUACAGAAGUACCUCUUUGAAAACGGACGGGUGGAUGAUAUCUUCUCUGACCAGUACUACACACGCUUCUCCCAGUGGUUACACAAAGCCCUGGACGAGUGGAGGCCUGUCAUCCAUCCACUAGGGUACAUCAUUCCCAGUCACGUGACAGAGGAUAUGCUGUGGGAGUGUAAACAGCUGGGUGCCCACUCACCAGCCACGCUGCUCACAACACUCAUGUUCUUCAACACUAAGUAUUUCCGUCUAACAACGGUAGAGCAGCACAUGAAGGUGGCCUUCUCUAAAGUGCUGAGGCACACAAAGAAGAACCCGUCCAACCCAAAGGAUAAGAGCACCAGUAUCCGCUAUCUGAAGGGCCAUGGGCCCUUAGGAACACACCAUGCAGGGCAGAAAGUGACCGAUGACAUGUAUGAGGAGCAGGCUGAAGAUCCUGAGAACCCUCUGCGAUGCCCAAUUAAGCUGUAUGAUUUUUACCUCUUCAAAUGUCCCCAGAGUGCUAAGGGGCGUAACGACGCGUACUACCUGACACCAGAGCCCGUCGUGGCGCCCAACAGUCCCAUAUGGUACUCCACUCAGCCAAUCACGAGUGAGCAGGUGGAGCACAUGCUCACGCGCAUCAUCAUGGUGCGGGAGAUCCAGGAGGCCAUUGCCAUGUCGUCGGCCAGCAUGCACUGAGCAGGGGAGGGGAGGAGGAACUGAAAUGGACACACUAACCCCCGAAAUCAGCCUUCCUCUCUCUCAAGCGUUCCUCUUUGUGGUUCCUCCUUCACUCAGUAACUAACUCUAAGGACCUCCAGUGGCCUCAGUCUCAACCCAUCACACCUGCCAACCAUAGGAGUGGGGGAGCGAUCGAUAGUGUUUACAGAGUGGACUUAUGGGCCUUUUUUUAAGGAAUAGACUCCUGCGUUUAUUCAUCUAAUGGCAGUUCAAUGGCAGUUAUGUCACCCUCAAUGCUGUUAUCUUUUUGGGGAUGGUCACACGUGUACGUAAGCCACCACUUCACCUAAACCCCCACCUCACUUCACCAUAGAAUUGUUUCCUGGACUGACGAGACGAGUGAGAUGGAUUUUGACAAAGUCACUAAAUCAGAGCUCAUCAUGUACUCCUGAAGGCUGUUGCAGCCCCCAAUAAAGAUGACAUGGUCAGAAAUGGAUGGUGAAAUAUCGGAUAUAUAUUCAGUCAUAUAAAUAUAUUAUACACAUAGUGACUUCAGAAAGUAUCCGUACCCCUUGACUUAGUCCACAUUUUGUUACAGCCUGAAUUAAAACGUUUAUUUUUUAUUAUUAAUCUCACCCUUCUACACGCAAUACCCCAUAAUGACAAAGU